Lipotes vexillifer (Yangtze River dolphin) is the source of this 996-nucleotide messenger RNA. RefSeq names its product chromosome unknown C21orf140 homolog (gene CUNH21orf140). The coding region runs from base 44 to 799 and encodes 251 amino acids. The record is from RefSeq and is a predicted model, not a curated record. NCBI's taxonomy places the organism in Eukaryota, Metazoa, Chordata, Mammalia, Artiodactyla, Lipotidae. The transcript has a single exon.
AGAUGGAGACACUCAAGCUUUGAAAAACACUUGAAGAGCUACCAUGCCUCACUUUGCAAAACCUCUUUUAAGAAACAUUAUUAUCAGAAAUCUAUUCAAUAGCAUGAAGAGGAAGCAAUGUCUCCAGUAUUUGAAAACCCUGAGAACACUGCAAUAUGAUGGGUUUACAACUGUAUAUUUUGGGGAAACUGAUAUCCCUGAGAGUCUUGUAACAGGGGAAGAUUUUAGUGAUGGCUAUUUCAUGCCAACUCCAACUUGGUGUAUUGUGCAUGCCGGUGGUAGUCAAGGAUGGAUGCCUUGGAAAUAUCGGAUGUUCCUAAGGGAUGAGUUAUGCAUCAAACAAGAAGACAGCCUCUUCUCUGAGUUCUGUGAUGUGGCAAAGAAGACCUACGGGAAGUGCACCAUUGUGGUCAAAGAGAGAAGGCAGCAGGAUGAGAUGAAGCCAAAGGAAGACAAAGAAUCCGAGGCCCAGGCCCAUGUCCCAUCAGUCAUUAACUUAACGAACAUCACAUGCUGUCCUGAGGUGGCCAAGUCCUAUGGCCAUAAACUACUCUCUCUGCCUUCCCCUUACAGUUAUCUGAACCCUCUAGACUCAGCCUGGUCUUCUCUGAAAUGGUUUAUCAUCAAUAACAGAAAGGAGUUUUGCUUGCAGUCCACUGAUGGUGUCUAUUCUUACCAGUAUAUACUCUUCAGUGAUUUAAUUAGCAAAGGGAUUGAAAGGAUAAACCCAAGCAAAUGGAGAACACUAACUAACAAAGUACAAAGAUGGGAAAACUACUAUCUUGGUAAAUUUUCUUAAGUGCGAUUCCUCUAACAAACAGCAGGGCUGUGCUGUGGGCAUGAUCUUUACCAAUUCUGUUGGGUUUGAUUCUGGACCACUGCAGCCAAAGAUACUCCAACAAUGACCUCCACAGGGAUGCUGUGAGGACUGCUUCCUUAGGGCAUUGGCAAAGUGCUUAUGGUUUGCUGAAGGUUUCAUUAAAUCUUGUUGGUAAA